This is a messenger RNA of Cylicostephanus goldi, 350 nucleotides long. The record is from the annotation of a GenBank genome assembly. NCBI's taxonomy places the organism in Eukaryota, Metazoa, Nematoda, Chromadorea, Rhabditida, Strongylidae.
AUGACCAGUCAGGAUACACGAGCAAUGUUGAGCGGAGACACCGUGGAAACCUACCAAGAACAUGACGAUGACGAUAAGGAUUCGCUUGGUGGUGAAAUGGACACGAUGCUCCGAGAUUAUCCGACCACAUUGACAACUUUUGAAACCACAGCUAUCGCACCAGAUGGAACUGUGCAGACAAUCUCGCGCAGAGUUGAAACACGGCGUGGUAACGCCGACGCGUUCUUCAGUUUUCGCAUAAGUCACGUAGACACUCCUGGAGUUGAGCUUCGCUGUCACUGUGAAUCAAAGGUUCUGAUAUUUCUUGGUAAUGCUUUCAGGACUAUGAGCGUGAUGUCAGAAAGCUGACA